UCUGUGUUUUUCCAGAAGUGUCCUGAGGAGCAGGGAAGCAUGGCUACUGUGGAUCUAAAAACCAUGUUCAAGGGGUUGGUGACAUUCGUGGAUGUGGCCAUAGACUUCUCUAAGGAAGAAUGGGAAUGCCUGGGCCCUGCUCAGAGAGACUUAUACAGAGAUGUGAUGCUGGAGAACUACGGCAGCUUUGUCUCACUGGGACUUACCAUUUCAAAGCCAUCAGUGAUUUCCUUAUUGGAACAGGGAAAAGAACCUUGGAUGGCUGGGAAAGCAGGAUGGUACCCAGAUUUUCUAUCUAGGUAUGAGACUAAGGAGUUAUCCCUAACGAAUGGCAUUUUUGAAAAGGAAUCAUUAAAAUGGAAAAUUAUGGAGAGUGUCAGAAGUUCUUGCCUUGAGGAAUCUUGUUUUGGAAAUGACGGGAAAGUCAAGGGACUAUUUAAGAGACAACAGGAAACUAAAGAGGAAUAUUUCAGGCAUGUGACAGUCCCAUUUGAAAAAAUAUCAAAUGAAUUCAUCCAGCCUACCUCCCUUAUUCUAAAAAAAAUAAUUUAUGCUGGCGAGAAACUCUGUGAACGUAAAACCUUUGAAGACCUUUCUCAACAGGUAAGAAUUCAUACCGGUGACAAACUUGAUGAAAUGUGUGGAAAGGCCUUUAUUUUUUAUACAAACCAUAUGAAACAUCAGCAAAGUCUUCCUGGAAAGAAAUGCGAUGAAUUUAAGGAAUGUAGCAGAGACUUUACUUAUGACUCCCAACUUACUCAAUAUCAAAUAAAUCAUACUAAUAAGAAAACGUAUGAAUGUCAGACAUGUGGGAAGACCUUUAGAAAGCAUGCGCACCUUACUAAACAUAAUCGAAUUCACACUGGUGAGAAACCAUAUGAGUGCAAAGAAUGUGGGAAAGCUUUUGUCUGUUGUUCAACAUUGAUUCAACACAAGAGAACUCAUACUAAUGAGAAACCCUAUGAAUGUCCGGAAUGUAGAAAGGAAUGUAAGGAAUGUGGCAAGGCAUUUAAUAAUUGCUCAACACUUACUCAACACCAGCGAACUCAUACUAAUGAGAAACCUUAUGAAUGUCAGGAAUGUAAAAAGGCUUUUAGGCAAAGUGCACAUCUUAUUCAACAUCAAAGAAUUCAUACUGGUGAGAAACCCCAUAAAUGUAAGCAAUGUUGGAAGGCCUUUGCUUCUGUCUCUGACUUUAAUAGACAUCAGAAAAUUCAUAGUGGUGAGAGACCUUACGAAUGUAAAGAAUGUGGGAAGGCAUUUAAUAGUCGCUCAACUCUAGUUCAACAUCAGAGAAUUCACACUGGUGAAAAGCCCUUUGAAUGUAAGGAAUGUGGCAAGGCAUUUAAUAAUUGCUCAACACUUACUCAACACCAGCGAACUCAUACUAAUGAGAAACCUUAUGAAUGUCAGGAAUGUAAAAAGGCUUUUAGGCAAAGUGCACAUCUUAUUCAACAUCAAAGAAUUCAUACUGGUGAGAAACCAUAUGAAUGUAAGCAAUGUGGGAAGGCUUUUAAGAGUGCAUCGUAUUUUUUUAUACAUCAUAGAAUUCACACUGGUGAGAAACCCUAUGAGUGUAAAGAAUGUAGGAAGUCCUUUAUUGAUUGUUCAACUCUUAUUCAACAUGAGAGAAUUCACACUGGCGAGAAACCCUUUGAAUGUCGGGAGUGUAGGAAAGCCUUUAGGCAGAGGGCACAUCUUACUCAACAUCAAAGAAUUCAUACUGGUGAGAGACCCUAUGAAUGUAAGGAAUGUGGGAAGGUCUUUACUUGUCUUUCACAGGUAAAGAGGCACCAGAGAAUACACACGAGGUGAGAAAUCCUAUGUAUUUGA
Galeopterus variegatus (Sunda flying lemur) is the source of this 1833-nucleotide messenger RNA. RefSeq names its product zinc finger protein 14 homolog. Gene Ontology annotation, cellular component: nucleus. NCBI's taxonomy places the organism in Eukaryota, Metazoa, Chordata, Mammalia, Dermoptera, Cynocephalidae. Gene Ontology annotation, molecular function: RNA polymerase II transcription regulatory region sequence-specific DNA binding; DNA-binding transcription factor activity, RNA polymerase II-specific. Gene Ontology annotation, biological process: regulation of transcription by RNA polymerase II. The record is from RefSeq and is a predicted model, not a curated record.